AUGCUCUGCGACGUCUGGACGCUCGCCAGAAACGCCAGGAAGCUUGCCUUCCACCCCUGGGCCCGAGGGCGAACGGCAGUGGUCGGCAGCCUCUGCGACGCUCCGAUCGGCUCCUCGACCUCAUCGCCUGCGACGAGCCAGCAUGGCUCGUCGCUCGACGGCAGCCUGCUCAGUAUGCUCUUGGCAUUCUGCCCGCAUGGCGAGCUGCUCGAUGGCAGCCUGCUCAUGCUGUCUACGCCGGCGACACGCGUGCAUUUCUCCUCCCUGCUGCUCGCCGACUCCUCCUCCCCCCGCAUGACCGACGACUACCCGUCCUUCGGCGACUCCUCCCUCUUCGGCGCCAACGUCUACUACCGGGGGACCGUCGCCCUCGGGCGUACUGGAAUGAUCCCAGCGGCACACGUCUACGAGGGGGGGCUCCGAAAGGUCGGCAUGCCUGGCAUGUCGGGCGACUAG
Molecule: messenger RNA, 456 nt
Organism: Emiliania huxleyi CCMP1516
Lineage: Eukaryota; Haptophyta; Isochrysidales; Noelaerhabdaceae
Exons: 4
Coding region: 1-456 (151 amino acids)
Source: RefSeq, a predicted model, not a curated record